Nicrophorus vespilloides is the source of this 4021-nucleotide messenger RNA. RefSeq names its product pyruvate carboxylase, mitochondrial. Gene Ontology annotation, molecular function: pyruvate carboxylase activity; metal ion binding; ATP binding. NCBI's taxonomy places the organism in Eukaryota, Metazoa, Arthropoda, Insecta, Coleoptera, Silphidae. The transcript is spliced from 12 exons. Gene Ontology annotation, cellular component: cytoplasm. The record is from RefSeq and is a predicted model, not a curated record. The coding region runs from base 236 to 3826 and encodes 1196 amino acids. Gene Ontology annotation, biological process: pyruvate metabolic process; gluconeogenesis.
CAGUCGAUCGGUUCAGUGUUUCGGUGCCGGUGGAGUUUGCAGGAUCGACGUACGCACGCACCCACGAACACACACAGACAUAAGAUACGAACCAGAUUUGAAGUGGAGAGCAUCGGGACAGGACUGAUAUAUAUACACAUAGAGUUAUUUUUUUUCUUCUAAAUUUUUGGUUCCGUUUUGGAAUUUUGCUAAAUUUUUGCUUCGAGUCACAACAGAUCGAUUGUGAGUUGAAAAGAUGGUGGUGAGGCUGCUGAGCACGAAGGGCUUCGGCCCGUCCCAGAGCCUCUUCAAGAUCAGGAGCGCGAAGAACUACAGCACCAAGAUCACGUACAAACCGAUCCGCAGCGUUCUCGUUGCGAACAGAGGUGAAAUCGCGGUGCGCGUCUUCCGUGCCUGCAACGAGUUGGGCAUCAAAUCCGUGGCCAUCUACUCCAAGGAGGACAGGGCUCACAUCCACAGGCUGAAAGCGGACGAAUCUUAUCUGGUCGGUAAAGGUUUGCCUCCGGUCCAGGCUUACCUCAACAUCGAGGAGAUCAUCAGGGUGUGCCAGGACAAUGGAGUCGACGCCGUCCAUCCCGGUUACGGUUUCCUCUCCGAGAGGUCGGACUUUGCUCAGGCCGUCGUCGAUGCCGGCAUGCGUUUCAUCGGACCCAGUCCCAAGGUCGUCCAGCAGAUGGGUGACAAGGUCGCUGCCAGGGAGGCCGCAAUCGCCGCAGGUGUACCAAUUGUGCCUGGUACCGAUGGCCCGGUUACCACGAAGGAAGAGGCAAGGGAGUUCUGCAACAAGCACGGACUUCCCGUUAUUUUCAAAGCUGCCUACGGUGGAGGCGGCAGAGGUAUGCGUGUCGUCAGGAAAAUGGAGGAGGUCGAAGAGAACUUCCAGAGAGCGUCUUCUGAAGCUUUGUCCGCGUUCGGAAACGGAGCCAUGUUCAUUGAGAAGUUCAUCGAGAGGCCUCGUCACAUCGAGGUUCAACUGCUCGGAGAUAAGGCCGGAAACGUAGUGCACCUUUACGACAGAGAUUGCUCCGUGCAGAGGCGCCAUCAGAAGGUCGUCGAGAUGGCCCCGGCGCCUCAUCUGGAUGUUAAAAUCCGCGACCAGAUGACUGCGGCUGCUGUCAAAUUGGCGCAGCACGUCGGUUACGAGAACGCCGGUACCGUGGAGUUCCUGUGCGACGAGAAGGGCAACUUCUACUUCAUCGAAGUCAACGCUAGGUUGCAAGUCGAGCACACGGUGACUGAAGAGAUUACAGGUGUCGAUCUUGUGCAAUCGCAGAUCAGGGUGGCCGAAGGCAUGACCCUUCCAGAGCUCGGUCUCGUUCAAGAUAAGAUCUACCCAAGCGGUUUCGCUAUCCAAUGUCGUGUCACCACCGAGGAUCCAGCGAAGAACUUCCAGCCGGAUACCGGUCGCAUUGAGGUGUUCCGUUCCGGAGAGGGUAUGGGUAUCCGUCUGGACGGUGCCAGCGGUUUCGCCGGUGCCAUCAUCUCUCCGUACUACGAUUCGCUCCUCGUCAAAGUAAUCGCCCAUUCUCGCGAUCUCCAGAGCUCCUGCGCGAAGAUGAACAGAGCUUUGCGCGAGUUCCGUGUGCGCGGCGUCAAGACCAACAUCCCGUUCCUGCUGAACGUCCUCGAAAACCAAAAGUUCCUCAACGGCAGCGUCGACACCUACUUCAUCGACGAGAACCCGCAGCUGUUCCAGUUCCUCACCUCGCAGAACAGGGCCCAGAAGUUGCUCAACUACAUCGGUCAGGUGCUCGUCAACGGACCCACGACGCCGCUCGCCACCAACGUCAAACCCGCCGACACCACGCCAAACAUUCCGGCCGUCUCAGAAGCCUACUUAACCCAAGCGACCAGCACUUACAUAUCGGUCACCAGCGAAGAAGGACCAAAUGUUCAGCCACCCAAGGGUUUUAGGCAGAUCUACAAGGAGCAAGGUCCGGAAGCUUUCGCGAAGGCCGUGCGCGCCCACAAGGGUCUCCUCCUCAUGGACACCACCUUCAGGGAUGCCCAUCAGUCUUUGCUCGCCACCAGAGUGCGCACCCACGAUUUGCUGAAGGUCUCCCCGUACGUCGCACACAACUUCAGCAACCUCUACUCCAUGGAGAACUGGGGUGGCGCCACCUUCGAUGUCGCCCUCCGUUUCCUGCACGAGUGCCCUUGGGACCGUCUCGCCGAGAUGAGGAAGCUCAUCCCAAACAUCCCCUUCCAGAUGUUGCUCAGAGGGGCCAACGCCGUCGGUUACACCAACUACCCGGACAACGUCGUCGAAAAGUUCUGCGAACUCUCCGUACAAACUGGAAUGGAUAUCUUCAGGGUGUUCGAUUCUCUUAACUACUUGCCAAACCUGAUUUUGGGUAUGGAGGCAGCCGGUAAGGCAGGCGGUAUCGUCGAGGCUGCAAUCUCUUAUUCAGGAGAUGUGAGCAAUCCUAACAAGAAGAAAUACGACCUCAAGUAUUACAUGAAGUUGACCGAGGAGUUGGUGAAGGCUGGCACUCACGUCUUGGCCAUCAAGGAUAUGGCCGGUCUGCUCAGACCCACCGCAGCCAAGAUGCUCGUAUCAGCGAUCCGUGAUAAGUACCCAGACUUGCCAAUCCACAUCCACACGCACGACACCAGCGGAAACGGUGUCGCUUCGAUGCUCGCGUGCGCCGAAGCCGGUGCCGACGUCGUCGACGUUGCCGUUGACUCCAUGUCCGGUCUGACCUCUCAACCUAGCAUGGGCGCCAUCGUCAGCGCUCUGGAGGGAACUCCAUUGGACACCAAGUUCAAUCUUCCCGCCAUCUCCGACUACUCCGCGUACUGGGAACAAACUCGUACCCUGUACGGUCCGUUCGAAUGCACCACCACCAUGAAGAGCGGCAACGCCGAUGUUUACAACAACGAAAUUCCCGGCGGUCAAUACACCAACUUGCAAUUCCAAGCGUACUCCCUCGGCCUCGGCGACUUCUUCGAGGACGUCAAGAAAGCGUACGCCGAAGCCAACAUUCUUUUGGGAGACAUCAUCAAGGUCACCCCGUCCUCCAAGGUGGUCGGCGAUCUCGCCCAAUUCAUGGUACAGAACAAGCUCAAGGCCCAAGACGUUUUGGACAAGGCAGAGGAACUCUCCUUCCCCAAGUCCGUCGUUGAAUACCUGCAAGGUCACAUCGGUCAACCCUACGGAGGAUUCCCAGAACCGCUCAGAGCUAAGGUGCUUAAGGAUAUGCCAAGAUUGGAAGGCAGACCUGGUGCCUCAAUGAAGCCGUUCGAUUUCCCUAAACUGAAGGAAGAAUUAUCGCAAAUCUUCGACAAAGUCACCGAUAAGGAUGUCAUGUCCGCCGCCCUGUACCCGCAAGUCACCAAGGAUUACCUGAAGUUCACCGCUGAAUACGGACCGGUCGACAAGCUGGACACUCGCGUCUUCCUCGUAGGCCCGAAGGUCGGCGAAGAGUUCGAGGUGACCAUCGAGAAGGGAAAGACGCUCGGCGUGAAGACUCUGGCCAUGGCCGAGGAUCUGACCGAGAACGGCGAACGCGAAGUCUUCUUCGAGCUGAACGGUACCCUCCGAUCGGUGUUCAUCAAGGACAACGAGGCCAGGAAGGAACUGCACAUCCAUCCGAAAGCGGACAAGGCCAACUUGAAACAGGUGGGCGCUCCUAUGCCAGGCGAGGUCAUCGACAUCAGGGUGAAACCGGGAGACAAAAUCGAGAAGGGCACACCUUUGGUCAUCCUCUCGGCAAUGAAGAUGGAAACCGUCGUGCAAUCUCCGGCCAAGGGAGUCGUCAAAAGUGUAGAGAUCAAGAUGGGAAUGAAGCUUGAGGCCGAAGAUCUCAUCAUCUCCUUCGAAUAAAAAACAAAAAAACACCACCACCGCCAAAACCCCCAAUCGAAAGAGAGACCAAAAAAAAAAAGAAAAAAACAUCACGAGCGAUCUUGUAAAUACAAAUUAUUUUUUUAUUUGUUUGUUGAUUGUUGUUAUUGUUGUUAGUAGUGUUUCUUUCCUGUCGCUCUUUCUUGAUACUUUUCUCUCUAUCUUUUUAUUUAG